Messenger RNA from Kwoniella botswanensis, 1239 nucleotides. RefSeq lists its product as uncharacterized. The record is from RefSeq and is a predicted model, not a curated record. Bases 1 to 1239 code for a protein of 412 amino acids. Lineage: Eukaryota; Fungi; Basidiomycota; Tremellomycetes; Tremellales; Cryptococcaceae. The transcript is spliced from 5 exons.
AUGACAAUUCACUCUGUACUAUACGGAUGGCAGCGGAAAUACCUACCUCAGCACACUUUGACAGUCCGACAAAGAUCCAUUAGACCCUUAUCGAAACCUCAACUUCGUCGUCUGAUUUACUUUUGCUUAACACUUCUGGUGUUAUACUGUCUUGCCUGGCAGAUACCUUCAAGAUAUCGUAAAUAUGCUCGACGGCAAGAUGAAUGGGUAGAUUAUGCUUUCAGCUCGCCUAGGAAAGCACAGGUGUUCAUGCCUAUUGGAAUACAACGAGCGUACAAGAAUAAAGAUUUCUGUAGAUCACUUUGGUCAGCUGUAGUGAAUGGGUAUAGGGUAACGCUGUACAAUUGGAACGUAGAUGCGGAAGAUGAAUUUGAUACUCAUAAACCAAAAGUGACCAGUCUAUCAUCCAUACUAUCCUCCAGUCGACUCUUACAAUCUCUCGGUAUAUUCCCUCAAGAUCUCGUACUUCUCGUAGAUGCUAUAGAUGUGAUACUGCAAUUAUCACCUUCUGUCCUGAUAUCGCGAUAUAGUUUAAUUCCGGAAGGGCAGCAGGGGAAACCAAUAACGGCUGGAAGCUUCAAUUGUUAUCCUAAUGAAGCCAAUUCGUCCGCUUGUCUGGAUAUCCCCUCUAGUCCAAUGCCGAUUGACCUGUUCUAUUCUGACAGAGACAUAUUGAGAGAUUCUCAAUCUCGACUGCCUAUACAUGCAAAUAGCGGUCUGGUGUUAGGAAGUGUGCCCGAGAUGAGAUCGUUAUUCGGGAAACUCAAUGACACGCUGACAGGAGGAGAAUACCCAUAUCAGCCAGAUCAAGGUGUCUUCAAUAUUCAUCUUUCAAAGGGUGAUCUCAAAGUCGACAAUACACUCUCAAUGUUUUGGUGUGCCGAACACCUCACCAAUUCACUCACUCUUCUCUCUUCCACAGAUGCAAAAACAGUUGGAAAUAUGAUUUCAUCUUGGGACAAGUUCCAGUAUCCAUUCACCAUUUCACCCUCGGACUUACCCACUUCUCGACUAGUAGCGAAAGAUAAACGUACGAGCAAUAUACCUGUCGCACUGCAUUUCAAUGGGAUAGGGGCGAAACCCGGAUAUAAGGAGAUAUGGGAAAAGAUGUGGCCCUCGAUAGGUAGUGAGGAACAUAGGACUAUAUGGGAAGAGGAAAAAGUUAGGAUUGUAGUGGAUGAUAAGGUUGAAAAGAAGUCGGUCAGAGAUUUGUGCGGUUCACAAUUGGGAUAUAUAUGA